This is a messenger RNA of Sphaerulina musiva SO2202, 706 nucleotides long. RefSeq lists its product as uncharacterized. The record is from RefSeq and is a predicted model, not a curated record. Bases 28 to 507 code for a protein of 159 amino acids. The transcript is spliced from 2 exons. Lineage: Eukaryota; Fungi; Ascomycota; Dothideomycetes; Mycosphaerellales; Mycosphaerellaceae.
GAUGUGCAAGUCGUGUUGUAAUAAGUGAUGCCUAGAUCCAACGCGUCAAGGACUACCAGGUUUGAGAGCGUCAGAACAGGCUGCAAUCCGGACAGGGACGCGCGGCUGCUCAAACCGUGUAGCUGGAACUGCCUCGACAUCAUUUUCGAUGUCCCGGGGACCCCUGGAGAGGGCUGGGAUCAGGACCGUUUCCGCCGUGUCUUACCCAUUGUCCUUCGAUGUGAGCGUUGGGUUAUGUCGCACGUCUUACAUGCUACGGCAUGCAAGUACGCGGACAUGUCAACAGCGUCGUUCUCGCCAUGUCUACGGUCCCCCUUGGGCCCGUUCAUCACAACGACGCCGUCCUCCACUGGGCCGCGAAUCGGGAGGGAAGCACAGCCCUUGAUCAGCGGCGUCCUCCUCCCGGCUCGAGAAGGAAUGCCGGAGAGUGACAGCGCCUCGUACCUGCAAACGCAUGCUUGUCCUGAUUUCGACGGCGGUGGCGGAUCUAUCGUCACAUCUCGCUGAUGAGGAGCGCUAGUCUGGAAGCGUGGCUGGUGGGAGGUAGACGUCUGAGUUAUGACAGUGGCUCGAGGAGUGAGGGACGUUGUUGUUGAAGCCACUUGAGAGACGUUGGCAGGUAGAAUAUACUACUGCUCGAACACCUUUGGUCGAAGUUGGUAGAAGUAAAGUAUGGAGCUUGUGUGGGAGCAAUGAAACUGAGUGA